Messenger RNA from Hippoglossus stenolepis (Pacific halibut), 4602 nucleotides. RefSeq names its product rho GTPase-activating protein 42 (gene arhgap42b). The record is from RefSeq and is a predicted model, not a curated record. Gene Ontology annotation, biological process: signal transduction. The transcript is spliced from 25 exons. Gene Ontology annotation, molecular function: GTPase activator activity; protein binding. Bases 175 to 2886 code for a protein of 903 amino acids. NCBI's taxonomy places the organism in Eukaryota, Metazoa, Chordata, Actinopteri, Pleuronectiformes, Pleuronectidae. Gene Ontology annotation, cellular component: cytoplasm.
UCAAGAGGAGCGAGGGGAAACUUUUUUUUAGGGGGGGAGAAAGAAGUUGGAGACGGUUGAAUCAUAUCGGAGCCGAGCGGGAUGAGAAGUCAGAUCUCUAAUAAUCUCAGAGUUUGAAGAGUGUGUGUGUGUGUGUGUGUGUGUGACUCUGUGUGUGUGUGCGCGUGCGUUAGGAUGGGACUCCCCACUCUGGAGUUCAGUGACUCCUUCGUGGACAGUCCGGACUUCAGGGAGCGACUCAAGUGUCAUGAGAUCGAGCUGGAGCGGACCAAUAAGUUCAUCAAGGACCUGAUCAAAGAUGGAAACAUGCUCAUCACCGCGCUCAAGAAUCUUUCUGUUGCCGUCCAGAAGUUCUCCCAGUCGCUGCAGGAGUUCCAGUUCGAGUGCAUUGGUGACGCAGAGACAGACGACGAGGUGAACAUCGCACAGUCAUUCAAAGAGUUCUCGCAGCUGCUGAACACUGUUGAAGAAGAAAGACGACGCCUGAUUCAGAAUGCAGAUGAUGUUUUGAUUACGCCCCUGGAAAAAUUUCGGAAGGAGCAAAUCGGCGCCGCAAAGGAGGGGAAGAAGAAAUUCGAUAAGGAAACAGAGAAAUACUAUUCCACACUCGAGAGGCACCUGGGCUUGUCGUCCAAGAAGAAGGAGGCGUAUCUGCAGGAGGCCGACGCUCAGAUCGACAAGGAGAGGCAACUCUUUUACGACGCGUCCCUCGAGUAUGUCUUCAAAAUACAGGAAGUGCAAGAGAAGAAGAAGUUUGAGUUCGUCGAGCCGCUCCUGGCCUUUCUUCAGGGUUUGUUCACGUUCUACCACGAAGGAUACGAGCUGGCUCACGAGUUCGAGCCGUACAAGCAGCAGCUCCAGUUCAACCUGCAGAACACACGAAACAACUUUGUGAGCACCAAGCAGGAAGUGGAGAAGCUGAUGAAGAGGAUAAGGUCCGCGGAUCAGGACUACAAACCCCUGGGCCAGUGGACGAUGGAGGGCUUCCUGUACGUCCAGGAGAAACGUCCUCUGGGAUGCACGUGGAUCCGUCACUACUGCACGUACGAGAAAGACAGCAAGACCUUCGCCAUGAGCAACACGGACAUCAAGUCGGCCGGGAAACAGAACGGUCUCGUCCUGAGCCAGCCGGAGAUGUUCAAGCUCCGCUCCUGCAUUCGAAGGAAAACCGACUCCAUCGACAAGCGAUUCUGCUUCGACAUCGAAGUGGUGGAGAGAAAUGACAUCUGUCGUGGAACUCUUUUCAGACCGCUUCAGUUUUUCUAUAAAGUCCGGCAUGGCGUCAUGACCCUGCAGGCACCGUCAGAGGCCAACAGGAGAUCGUGGCUGGAGGCCAUGGAUGGCAAGGAGCCGAUUUACAACCUUCCGGCCAUUCUGAGCAAAAGAGAAGAGACGUUUCUUAAUGAGGCGGGAUUUAACUUCGUACGGAGAUGCAUUGACCUGGUGGAGACGAGAGGCAUAAACACAAUGGGCCUGUACAGAAUCGGAGGGGUCAACUCCAAAGUCCAGAGGCUGAUGACUACAGUCUUUUCCUCCAAGGCACCUGCGGAUAUGGACCUGGACCCGGAGACGUGGGACAACAAAACCAUCACCAGCGGCCUGAAGAAUUACCUCAGGUGUCUCUCCGAGCCUCUAAUGACCUUCAGGCUCCACAAAGAUUUCCUCCUGGCUGUCAAGUCAGAUGAUCAGAACUACCGGGUGUGUGCCGUCCACGCCUUGGUGCACAAGCUGCCCGAGAGGAACAAAGAAAUGCUGGAGCUGCUGUUGAAACACCUCGUCAUCGUUUCCACACAAAACCAGUGCAACCUGAUGACAGUGUCCAACCUGGGUGUCAUCUUCGGCCCCACCCUGAUGCGCUCACAAGAGGAGACUGUGGCCGCCAUGAUGAACAUCAAGUUCCAGAACAUCGUGGUGGAAAUACUUAUUGAGAACUUCAACAAGAUCUUCCACCAGCCUCCGGACCCCAACGUGCCCCUGCCCCAGCCGCAGAGCCGGCCGGGCUCUCGCAGGAGCCGGGCCAUCUGUCUGACGACGGGGCCCCGGAAGCCCCGCAGCCUCUACACCCCAACACUUUGUCUGGCAGACGCAGAAAGUCCCUGCAUAGGUGACGCUUUGAGCAGCAGUCCGGGCAGCACCCCCAUGGGCAGCAUGGAGUCUCUGUCCUCCCACUCCUCUGAGCAGAACGCCUCCUCCACCAAAACCGCCUCCUCUGCCCAGGUGAAGGAGAAGUCGCCGCCGGACCUCCGCCGGACGCCGUCGCAGCUCUCCAACGGCCCCAGGAGCACCGCGGGUGUCAGCAGCCCUGAGUCCAGCUCCAGGGAGGACGCGGGCCGCACAGACGGGGAGUCGGAGGACGCUCUCAGCCUGUCCUCGGUCAGCACUGCACCCCGGCUGUCUCCCGCACCCAAAAAAGCCCCACACGUCCACACCGACCUCCGGCCGCCGCUGCUGCCGAGCCGUUCACCUGCUCCCUCCCUGAAAUCACUGCAUAUAUCUGAAGGCCUCAGGAGCUGCUCUGGAUCCGUCCAAAGUCUGUCAACGGGGGAGCCCAGAGAGAGCCUGAAGCCUGCGGGGCACCCAGACCUGCCAGCCAAACAAGUCCUCCGCCGCAGGCUGGACACCUCAGUGGGCAACGGAUACCAAAGACCUGGCUCAGUGGUUGCUGCCAAAGCACUGCUGUUUGAAAACACCCCGUCCCAGUCAGUUCCAGUCGGAAGAGAUGCCAAGGCGAUGUACUCCUGUGAGGCAGAGCACAGCCACGAGCUCAGCUUCCCCCAGGGGGCGCACUUCACAAACGUUUAUCCCUCUGUUGAACCAGGCUGGCUCCAAGCAACAUACGAGGGAAGAACCGGUUUAAUCCCCGAGAAUUAUGUCGUCUUCCUCUAACAGGUGGUGAACGCUGCAUCUUUUUCCUGGUAUCCAUGGAAGAAAAAAAAGAAAUACAGAUGUGGUUGUUUGUCGCUCAUUGUCGUGUUGCCAAUUAUCGCUGGCAACCAACAUUUCUGCAUUUUAUGUAUUCUUCAAGUAGAGCAGUAAUUGUUUUAACAUGUGUGUGUGUGUGUGGGGGGGAUUUUCCCCCCUAUCUUUAUUCAAGAGCGUAGUGUUUCAGUUUGAGGACAGGAUUUUUUUUGAUUUCACGUUUAGAUUUUGUAACUCUUGCACUCAAAUACCCCUGCUUGUGCUCGAAUUGUGAUAUUUAAGAGUUAAGUAAAGGUAGUUGCUCUUCCCCUCGUGCUCGCGCUGCUUCUGUGCCCGUGUGAAACGUCUGCUCUCGGAUUUCUGCUCAGUUUUGUUUGUGCAACAAAUCCGUCAAUAGAAUUCAAGGUGUAGUUGCCCCGUUGGUACUGUUGGCAAAAAACACAGACGGUAACAAGAUGCAGGACGGCGUCUAUUGUGUUUCUUAUAGUUGCUGUCAACAGUGUUCCCUUCACUAGUAAGUGAUUCAUGCACACAGUGUUCCCUUCACUUACUAGUGAAGGGAACACUGUGCGCACUUACUAGUGAAGGGAACACUGUGUGCAUGAAUCUGGUUACAGUAACCACCCGUACGUGCAAUACUCUAACAGAAAUAAAGCUAAAACACCCACAACGAGGGCAGGACAAUUUAGUUUCGUUCCUAGAGCUGAAGCUGAAGCGCAGGAAAUCUGCCCAAGCAACAAAAUAUCUGCGCAUUUGAGCACAAGCAGGUGCUGUUUGAGUGCAAGCGCAGUGUUUUGAUUGAAAUCAUUGCAAAGUCUGACCUUGACAUCGGUAAGUUCGGCUCUCAAACUGAAACACAACCUCGUAUUAACGGUCCUCAAAUUUCAAAGUCCAAAGUGUACCUCCAUUUUCUAUAACGACUCCAUUGUGACAUUGUUUAAAUGCUCAGAAAAAAAAAUGAGUACGACAUUAUUGAUGGAUGUAAAUGUUUGUAUAUGUAAUGACCCGUCGACUGCACUGAUGUUUUUUUUUAGUCCCAGUUUUUAACCUUAAAGAUUCACAAAAACAAUCACAACAUCAAUUUCACAAGUUUUAUUCUCAGAAAUAUGUAAUAAUAAUAUAUCUUUCAACUUCCCGUAAUAUCAACAUAGACUUUCAGCAAGUGCUUCAUGAAAAUCCGCACAGGCUCAUAAACAUUCAUCUGUAUUAACUGUAAUUGAACAAACUGUGAUUUUUUUUUUUUUUUUUAAAGUAAGGAUAUUAAUCUAAUCUAUGAGUAAAAGCAAUAAUGGGGGGUUUUUUGCACCUUAACUCUCAUGUUUAUGGCCUGUGAUCGAUGUUGGACCACUGAACCUGCUCACUGCUGCCGUGCACUUUCUGGUUAGCUACACAGUACUGUACUGUACAUUGAAGCUCAUACGUUAACCUGUAGUCGCUAAUCAAAACGAUAUUUACCUUCUGUAGCUGUUUAUUCAUAUAAAUUAUCACGUCAAAUAUAUGCCAUGUGUAAAAAAAAACAAAAAAAUUAAGUGUUUUUAUAACGUCACGAAUGCUUCGUUCAUGAGGUGGAACCUUCAGCUCUGAUGCUUGUUGUGGUACUUUUUACUCACUGGUACACUGGUGUACUGGUAAUGACAAUGUAUUUGAUUGUAUUGUGUUAAAGACGCCAUUUGAUAUUUACCU